Rotaria sp. Silwood2 is the source of this 1428-nucleotide messenger RNA. Lineage: Eukaryota; Metazoa; Rotifera; Eurotatoria; Philodinida; Philodinidae. The record is from the annotation of a GenBank genome assembly.
AUGGCAUCAAUAAAGCCAAAUGUGAUAUUUGUUUUAGGUGGACCGGGAGCUGGCAAAGGUACACAAUGUGUUCGUAUUGCCGAGAAAUAUGGUUAUGUUCAUUUAUCAGCCGGUGAUCUUCUUCGAGAAGAAGCAGCAAAACCUGACUCAGAUUUAGGCCACGAAAUCAACGAACAUAUCAAGAACGGUUCGAUCGUACCCGUUGCAGUGACUUGCAAAUUACUUGAAAAUGCUAUGAAGAAAAGCGGCAAAGGAAAUUUUUUAAUAGAUGGAUUUCCACGUAAUAAAGAUAAUGUUGACGGAUGGAAAAAAGCUAUGGAUGGAAAAGUUAAUGUUCAAUGUGUUCUCUUUUUUGAUUGUGAUGAAAAGACUUGUGUUGCUCGAUGUUUGGAACGUGGUAAAGGAAGUGGACGAACCGAUGACAAUGAAGAAAGUUUAAAGAAACGUAUUGUUACAUAUAAUAAUUCAACACGACCGGUAAUUGAAUUCUAUGAAAAAGAAAAUUUAGUUAAACAUGUUGAUGCUUCGAAUGAUGUUGACAAGAAAUUAAUGUCAUUCGAAGAAGAAUUAAUUGAACAAUUUCAAUAUGAAUUACAAUUAUCUGUUGGUGAUGAAUUAAAAGCUUUACUAAGUUCAUUUAGUGGUAAAGAUAAUUCAUUUUAUGUAUUAGUUAUUAACGAAAAUACAGCUGCUAUUGAUCGAGCUAUGAGUGAAUUACAAGAAGAUCAUAUACCACAUCGAGAAUAUGUUCAAGUACCUGAAAUUAAAACUCUUGUUGUUGCACGAUAUGCUGAUGAUAAAAAAUAUUAUCGUGCAUGGGUGAAAUCAGUUGAUAUACAACAUGAACAAGCUAUAGUUUUUUUUGUUGAUUUUGGUAAUGAAAGUACUGUAUCAUUUUCGGAUGUAUACAUAUGUCCAGAAUCUGUUCGUGAACUUCCAUGGCUUGGAAUACGUGUACAUCUUACAAAUGAAACAAUGACAGCUGAAGAAUUAACAUCAUUUUGGAAAUUAACUGAAUCACAUUAUAUAUGGAUACGCGUUAAUGAAAUAUUCAAAGAUUCAUAUGGUAUACAAAUUAAAAUUGAUUAUACAGUAUAUCUUCAACAAGAACGUCUUAAAAUGUCAACAUUUAAACGAUUUAUUCAUAAAGGUGUACAGACGAAAACGGAUGAAAAAUUUGUAUAUCCAAGAAAUAGUUCAGAAAGAAAUUCAUGUUUAUUAACACCAUCAAAAAUUGAUCAAACACAAAUAGGAAAUGAAAAUUUUUUUCGUAAUUUAGUUGAAAUGAUUAAUAAUGAAUUACGUUCACUUCGACAACGUAUUAAUGGUAGUGAUGAAGCAUCACAAGAUCGACACAAUCAACUUACGCAAUUAUUAUUUUCGAUAGUGAAUUCAAAUAAUAGUAAUAAUCAAAAAAAGAUUUGUUGA